AUGCCUACAUAUGCAAAGUUCCUAAAAGAUGUGCUAUCCAAGAAGAAUAGGUGGACUGACUAUGAGACGGUGAACAUAUCUGAAAACUGUAGUGCCAUAAUUCAGAAAAAGCUACCAGCCAAGCUUAAAGAUCCUGGCAGUUUCAACAUCUCAUGCGUCAUUGGAAAUAACAGACAGACAAAGGCACUUUGUGAUCUGGGGGCGAGCAUAAAUUUGAUGCCAUUAUCAUUUUUCAGAAAGAUGAAGAUCGGCACUCUCAAGCCGACAACAAUCACACUGCCGAUGGCAGAUAGAACCGUCACCUAUCCUAAAGGAAUUGUUGAGGACAAUCUUGUGAUGGUACACGACUUCAUAUUUCCCGUCGAUUUUGUAGUGUUGGAUAUGGAAGAAGGCAUGAAUGUACCACUUAUCCUUGGGCGUCCAUUCCUUGCAACGAGAAAAGUAUUGAUAGAUAUAGCAAAGGGAGAGCUCACUCUUCAUAUGGGCAACAAACGCCACAUCUUAUCUAUCUACAAUGCUAUGAAGAGUCGUGAGGAAGAGGAACUUGUUAUGAAGAAGGAGUGCAAAGUUGUGCAUGUUGUAGAGGUUCAAAAGGCACAAGAAAUUGGGUCCACAUUUGGGGAUUUUUCUUUGCCGCAGUGGAUGUUUGGUUCAUGUGGUGGAUCAAGUUCUAAAGAAGAGACUGCAUUAAAUCCUAAAGUGAAGGAGAAGAAAACAAAAGCUGAAAAUUCACCUAAAGUGGAAACCAAAAUUUCUGAUGGUGCUCUGAAAAAUACUUGGUGGAAGAAGAGAUUGGCUAGAUCAUAUGCUUCCAAGAUUGACAGAAAGUCUAACACCACCAGUUAUGGCGUGACAUGA
This is a messenger RNA of Salvia splendens (bonfire salvia), 858 nucleotides long. RefSeq lists its product as uncharacterized. The record is from RefSeq and is a predicted model, not a curated record. Lineage: Eukaryota; Viridiplantae; Streptophyta; Magnoliopsida; Lamiales; Lamiaceae. Bases 1 to 858 code for a protein of 285 amino acids. The transcript has a single exon.